AUGAGACCAUCCGCAGCCGCCCUCCCCCUCCUGGCCGGCGCCGGCGCCGCCUCGGCCAACCCGCUCGUGGCCGGGCGGCAGCAGUCCUGCCCGGGCGUGCACGUGUUCGGGGCGCGCGAGACGACGGUGCCGCAAGGGUACGGCACGUCGCAGGGGCUCGUCAACAUGGUGCUGCAGGCGUACCCGGGCAGCACCUCGGCCGCCAUCGUGUACCCGGCCUGCGGCGGCCAGUCCUCGUGCGGCGGCGCCAGCUACGACAGCUCCGCCGCCCAGGGCACCCAGGCCGUCGUCAAGGCCGUCACCGACUUUAACGCCCGCUGCCCGAGCACCAAGAUUGUGCUCGUGGGGUACUCGCAGGGCGGCCAGAUCAUGGACAACGCCCUCUGCGGCGGAUCUGGCUCCACACUGACCGGCAAGGCCCUCGAGGCCGUCAAGGCCGCCAUCUUCAUGGGCGACCCUCACAACAUCGCCGGCCUCCCCUACAACGUCGGCACCUGCAAGGCCCAAGGGUUCGCCGCCCGCCCGAGGGGCUUCCAGUGCAAGCCCGCCAGCCCGUCCAUCAUCCAGUCAUACUGCGACAGCACAGACCCGUACUGCUGCACCGGAAACGACGCCAACUCGCACCAGCAAUACGUCAACAAAUAUGGCCGUCAGGCACUGGACUUUAUCAAGAAGCUGGUCAGCGCUGCGUAAGUGUCGAGCCUCCCAACACCAAUUGCCGAAUAUGUGAAAAAGGUACCGGAUACUGUGGUAGAUUGCAUGACCGAGCAAACCAUCGAGACUUGGCAGGUGAAUGUAUAUAAGAAUCAACGGGCUAUGUUGGCCAUUUGUAACUAUUCGUC
Messenger RNA from Gaeumannomyces tritici R3-111a-1, 842 nucleotides. RefSeq names its product acetylxylan esterase. Gene Ontology annotation, molecular function: hydrolase activity. Lineage: Eukaryota; Fungi; Ascomycota; Sordariomycetes; Magnaporthales; Magnaporthaceae. The coding region runs from base 1 to 693 and encodes 230 amino acids. The record is from RefSeq and is a predicted model, not a curated record. The transcript has 4 exons.